This is a messenger RNA of Bubalus bubalis (water buffalo), 8581 nucleotides long. RefSeq names its product UHRF1 binding protein 1 like (gene BLTP3B). The record is from RefSeq and is a predicted model, not a curated record. NCBI's taxonomy places the organism in Eukaryota, Metazoa, Chordata, Mammalia, Artiodactyla, Bovidae. The coding region runs from base 551 to 4897 and encodes 1448 amino acids. The transcript has 22 exons.
GCCCUCCCCCAGGUCUCUUAGGUGAUGCUGCAGCCAAGAUGGCGCCGGCGGCGGCCGUGGCUGCCUGAGCGCAAUGCUUCGGAUCCUUGGCGGCAGCGGUGGCGGCUGUGGCCUCGGCCGGGGCCUCGGGUCUGUCCCGGGCGUGAGUGCUCACGAGCCUCUCCUCCGGCCGGGUGAAUCCGGACAAAGAGGAGACGGCCUCGAAGAGAGGAGGCAGUGAAGAACUGAGAGAGAGCGCGGCGCCUCCCGCCUCGGCACCAUGGCUGGGCUCAUCAAGAAACAGAUCCUGAAGCACCUUUCCAGCGAUCCCUGCUGAUUGUGGUGGAGAUUGAUGUGCUGUGAAUUUCAUAAUCACCCAAAUGAGUCCCAGAGGAGUCUAAGAAACCCUGGCAACUGACUACUUGCUUUCACCAGGAGUAGGGACCUUUUGUCUGAAUUUCCUGCCCUCAGAUUUACCAAAAAUUUAUCUCCUGACAAGAUAAAUCUUAGUACCCUUAAAGGAGAAGGUGAACUAAAGAAUUUGGAGUUGGAUGAAGAGGUGCUCCAGAACAUGUUGGAUUUGCCAACAUGGCUUGCUAUCAACAAAGUUUUUUGUAAUAAAGCAUCGAUUAGGAUACCAUGGACAAAAUUGAAAACACAUCCCAUCUGUUUGUCCUUGGAUAAAGUAAUAAUGGAAAUGAGUACAUGUGAAGAACCACGAAACCCAAAUGGCCCAUCACCAAUUGCAACUGCUUCAGGACAAAGUGAAUACGGCUUUGCUGAAAAAGUAGUUGAAGGAAUUACUGUUUCUGUAAAUUCUAUUGUCAUUCGCAUUGGAGCAAAAGCCUUUAAUGCCUCCUUUGAACUUUCCCAGCUAAGAAUCUAUAGUGUAAAUGCAAACUGGGAACAUGGAGAUUUAAGAUUUACUCGUAUUCAAGAUCCACAGAGAGGAGAGGUUUUGACCUUUAAGGAAAUAAAUUGGCAGAUGAUUCGAAUAGAGGCAGAUGCUACCCAAAGCUCACAUCUUGAAAUUAUGUUUGCUCCUGUUCGAUUAAUAACCAACCAAUCAAAAAUCAGAGUCACACUUAAAAGAAGAUUAAAGGACUGCAAUGUCAUUGCAACAAAGUUAGUUCUAAUAUUGGAUGACUUAUUAUGGGUUUUAACGGAUUCCCAAUUGAAGGCUAUGGUACAAUAUGCAAAAUCUCUUAGUGAAGCAAUAGAAAAAUCAACAGAACAAAGGAAGAGUAUGGCUCCUGAACCUACGCAGAGCUCUGCGGUAGCCCCAUCUACCCAGCAUGCGAAGACACCACAGACUUCAAAUGCUCCUGAUCUAAGUGAUGCAAUUGUGAAACUGUUCAGUGACUUUGAUGUUAAAGAAACCUCCCAUCAUUUAGUGAUUUCUCAUCUAGAUCUACACAUAUGUGAUGAUAUUCAUGCUAAAGAAAAAGAGUCAAACAGACGUAUCACUGGAGGGGCUAUGCAACUGUCUUUUACACAGCUAACUAUAGAUUAUUAUCCUUAUCACAAAGCAGGAGAUAGUUGUAAUCAUUGGAUGUAUUUUAGUGAUGCAACCAAAACAAAAAAUGGAUGGGCCAACGAGUUGUUACAUGAAUUUGAGUGCAACGUUGAAAUGCUUAAACAGGCUGUAAAGGAUCAUAAUGUAGGUUCACCUCCUAAAUCCCCAACACAUGCCUCUCCCCAGCACACACAAACAGAGAAAGAUUCAGCUCUGAAAGGGGCUUCUAAAAAGCCUUCAGCGUUAUCUCAACAAUCCAAAGUGAAGUUAAUGUCUAGUUCUGUUGUCGUUAGACUUGCUGAUUUCAAUAUAUACCAGGUCUCUACAGCAGAACAAUGUCGAUCUUCCCCUAAAAGUAUGAUUUCUUGCAAUAAAAAAUCCCUGUAUCUUCCACAAGAAAUGUCAGCUGUCUAUAUAGAGUUCACAGAGUAUUACUAUCCAGAUGGGAAGGAUUUUCCAAUUCCAUCUCCCAACCUUUAUAGCCAGCUGAAUGCACUACAGUUUACUGUGGAUGAAAGAAGUAUUUUAUGGUUAAAUCAGUUUGUGUUGGAUUUAAAACAAAGUCUUAAUCAAUUUAUGGCUGUGUACAAGUUGAAUGACAAUUCAAAAUCUGAUGAGCAUGUUGAUAUUCGAGUCGAUGGCUUAAUGCUAAAGGUACCAUAUAAACAAGUGGCUGUGAGAAUAAAACCAUUUUUACAGAAGAAAAGUUACCAGCAUUGUAAUUUCCAGGACUUAAGAUGGUUUGUCAUUCCUUCUGAAAUGAAAUCUGAAUGUCAUCAAGAUCAACCACGUGCAAUUUCUAUUCAGAGUUCUGAAAUGAUUGCUACAAAUACAAGACACUGUCCAAACUGUCGACAUUCUGAUUUAGAAGCUUUAUUUCAAGACUUCAAAGAUUGUGAUUUUUUCAGUAAAACAUAUACCAGUUUCCCCAAAUCUGGUGACAAUUUUAAUCUUCUGCAUCCAAUCUUCCAGAGACAUGCUCAUGAACAGGAUACCAAACUGCAUGAAGUUUAUAAAGGCAAUGUUACCCCCAAGUUGAAUAAACACACUCUUAAAACCUCUGCUGCCACGGAUGUUUGGGCUGUGUACUUUUCUCAAUUUUGGAUAGAUUAUGAAGGGAUGAAAAGUGGGAAAGGACGACCAAUAAAUUUUGUAGAUUCUUUCCCUCUUUCCAUCUGGAUUUGUCAACCAAAAAGGUAUGCAGUGUCACAAAAGUUGCCUCAGACUUGUAAUCAAAUCUCUCUAAAUACAUCACAAAGUGAGUCUAGUGAUCUGACUGGCCGAUGGAAGCGGAAAAAGCUCUUGAAGGAGUAUUACAGUACAGAAUCUGAUCCCCUGACCAGUGGUGGUCAGAAACCUUCUUCAGAUACAUUUUUAAGAUUUUUUUCACCAUCAUCAGAUGCAGAUAUUCAUGUCCUGGUUCACGUUCGUAAACAUGUCAGUAUGCAAAUCAAUCACUACCAGUAUUUGCUCUUGCUUUUCCUCCACGAGUCACUUAUUUUGCUUUCAGAGAAUUUAAGGAAAGAUGUAGAAGCUGUGACUGGCAGUCCAGCUAGUCAGACAUCUGUUUGCAUCGGAAUUUUACUUAAAAGUGCAGAAGUGGCUCUUUUGCUACAUCCUGUGGAUCAAGCAAAUACUCUUAAGUCUCCUGUUUCUGAAAAUGUGAGCCCAAUGGUUCCAGAUUAUCUGCCUGCAGAAAAUGGAGAAUUUUUGCCUUCAAAAAGAAAACAAGUUAGUAGUGGAAUAAAUCAAAUUAGAAGUGUAACUCUUAAUCAUAUGUCAGACAACAGAUCUAUGAGUGUUGACCUUAGCCAUGUCCCUGUGAAGGAUUCUUCGCUUUUUAAAUCAGCUAGUGAUACAAAUCUGCAAAAAGAUAUUUCUUCUCUGGAUUAUUUAUCAGAUAAAAAUUUAGGGAAAAUAAGCGAAGUUGAAAGUAGUGGACUUGUUUGCCAAAGUGGCUCAGGAGAAAUUGGAUCAGAAACAAGUGGCAAAAAGGAUUCAUCUUACACAGAUUCAAAUAGUGUCUUAAACUACAGAGAAGAUUCAAGUAUACUGUCAUUUGAUGAUGGUGGUAAUCAGAACAUACUUUUAAAUAGUUUAACUAGUAAGAGAAGUGAAACCAUAGAGUCGAUCUUUAAGGCUGAAGAUUUGCUUCCAGAAACAGCUUCACUCUCUGAGAAUGUGGAAAUCAGUAAAGAAGAAGCACCCACCAUCAGAACACUUAAAUCACAGUCAUCCUUAAGUGGAAAGCCUAAGGAACGUUGCCCACCCACCUUGGCUCCAGUCUCUACUUAUAAGAACAUGAGAAGAAGCCCCUCACAAACCUCACUGGAUACCAUUUCACUUGACAGCAUGAUAUUGGAAGAACAGUUAUUAGAAAGUGAUGGAAGUGAUAGUCAUAUAUUUUUGGAAAAAGGUAUUAAAAAGAAUUCAACUACAAAUUACCAGAGCCCAGCCGAUCAGACAAAUGCCAGUGCAAACCUACAGAAUUAUGGUGAAACCUCUCCAGACGCCAUCAGUACAAAUUCAGAGGGUGCUCAAGAAAGUCAUGAUGACCUGAUGUCAGUUGUGGUAUUUAAAAUUACUGGUGUUAAUGGGGAAAUUGACAUCCGAGGUGAAGAUACGGAAAUCUGUCUUCAAGUGGACCAAGUGAUACCAGAUCAGUUAGGCAAUAUCAGUCUACGGCAUUACCUUAGUCAUCGUCCAGUAGGUUCAGAUCAUAAAGCUGUAAUUCAUUCUAAAUCCUCUCCUGAGAUUACUCUGAGAUUUGAAAGUGGGCCUGGUGCUGUAAUACACUCUUUGCUUGCAGAAAAGAAUGGAUUUCUGCAAUGCCAUAUAGAAAACUUCAGCACUGAGUUUCUUGUGUCUUCUCUUAUGAAUAUUCAACAUUUUUUGGAAGAUGAAACAGUUGCAACAGUGAUGCCAAUGAAAAUACAAGUUUCUAACACAAAAAUAAAUUUAAAAGAUGACAGUCCUCGUAGUAGUACAGUAUCCCUUGAACCAGCUCCUGUGACUGUUCAUAUUGAUCAUCUCGUGGUAGAGAGAAAUGAUGAUGGCUCUUUUCAUAUCAGAGAUUCUCAGAUACUUAACACUAGAAAUGAUUUGGAAGAAAAUGUCAAAAGUGAUUCAGUGCUACAUACCAGUGGAACAUGUGAUCUGAAGAAACAACACAGUGUCACUCAAGCCACUCAGACGAGCCCAGAAGUUCCUUGGCCUUCUCAGUCAGCCAACUUUCCUGAGUGCUCUUUUGACUUUACUAGGGAACAGCUCAUGGAAGAGAAUGAAUCACUUAAACAAGAAUUGGCUAAAGCUAAAAUGGCUCUUGCAGAGGCUCACUUAGAAAAAGAUGCUCUUCUCCAUCAGUUGAAUAUCAGGAGUGGCAGCCAGAAACUCAAGUUAUAGCUUUGGAGUGUGGAGGUUAUAUUUAUAAUGUGAUGUUACCAAUUAAUGGGAAACUUUCCUUUUCAUGAAAAGACAAUAAAAUGAAAUAGAAUGUGAUGAAGUGGUGACUAUUCCAAAACCAGUUUAGAAAAUACUAGGUAUGGGCAUUACAAUCUUUUGGUUGUUUUGUGUUUUAGGGUUUAACCCUCUUUUAAACUGGUGUGAUAUAGGGAAGUCAAUGCAUACUGUAAGAUGAAUUCUAUGCCUCAUGAAUAGAAGAUGUCAUUUCCUAAUUUUGAUAUUACAUUAUAGACAUUUUUAAAAAAGAAAAAUGAAAAACUAUUGUGUUCUCACAGAUUGCUGAAUUUAUUUAUCACUUUGUUAAUAAUUUACUAUUAUUUACAGAGAUUCAGAUGCUUUUAGGGCUAAUGUAAAAUAAAAGGAGGCUUAUAUUUUAAGUGUUACUAAAAUUAUGUACUUAAAUCUAUAACUAUUACUGUAAAAAAAAAAGUCCAAUCAAAUUAAUAAAUUAUCUAAUUGCUGGGUUUGAAAACUCUGGAAAAUCAUCACCCUAUGGAACGUAGGAGGUAACUUUAAAAUGUGAAAAAGAAUCAUUUUAAGUGAUGGGUACGCUGUAUAAGUUGAAGCUAUAGUUUUCAACAAAGAAGAUGGUACAAAUGUUAAAAUAAAAAGCACAAACUAUAAAAAAAGCAAAGCAUUAGAGUAUAUGGCCAACUGAUUUAAAAAGCAUUACUUGUACAUUCCUUUAAAACAUGUAUUGUUAGACGUCAAAGAGUAAUUUAUCCUGCUAAAUUUGGCAGCAUUUGUAACUAUAAGAAUUUUAAUUAAUACUGUUUAUAUUAUUUCUUUUAUCUUCAUCUUUCCUCUAUUUAAGGAGGGUAAUGUUUUCAGAGAAUUUUCUUUUCACAUACAUAAAAUGCAUUCAUACCCUUCCUACAGUAUCUUAACAGGUGGUUGUUUGCACAUGUUGAAUUUAUAAUGCUAGUUUUGAUUAAAGUUCUAUGUGACUUAUAUCUUGAAAAAAGAAUAACUGGUAAACUCUGAAUUCUAUUUUCUAGGGAUUGUUAAGGUUGAAACCAACAUGAGAGAGAGUGUCAAUCAUACAUUAUAAAAUAAAAGUUUAUGAGUAUUUAAGAAACAGAGGCUUUUAACAAUUUAAAAUAUAUUUCUGGUAAAAUUAAACUAAGUGGGGUCUAUUUUAAAAUUCACAUUCUUAAACAUAAAUAUAUUCAAGAUAGAACUGAAACAGCUGGACUGCUCUUUGUUUAAGUUACUUGAAAAAUUUCAAAUUUUCAACCACAUGAGGAUACUUUAUGGUGCUUUGCUUGUUGGCAUGACUUAUAUAGCCAUUCCUAUAUCUAAAUACUUGGAAGGAAAUAUGUUUCAUUUUAUGUUAAGUGUUAGAGUGAUUUUAUAUUUUAUUGAAAAUCGUACUGGCCUUUUUUUUUUGUCUUUAUUGUCCAUUUUCAUUAACAUUAUUUAAAAAUACAGGCCGUGUUUUGGGAGCUAAGGAUAUAGCAAAGAACAAGUUAAAUUGUUAUUAUUUUACCUCAGAGUAUUUUAGAAAUCAUGUUAAACCAUUUUAAUCUAAAACUAUUGUAUAGUUUUAGAUUAAAAGCAAAGGUCUAAUUAAAUAUUUUGAAUGUAUAGCUUAUAUCCUUAGUAGAGUACUUUUGAUCUAUAGGUAUAUAUUCAACAAAAGCAGUCUCUAUUAUAGAAAAGCAGGAUGAUGGUACGUGAACUUCUCUAGAACUUGCAAUGGUUUUCAGAUUUGACAUAUUUGCUCCAUAUGAACUUUAAAUUUAUGAUGUAUUAUAAUUAAUUACUGUUAUAGAUCCUGAAUGUUUUUCUUAUUUUCAAUUUAUUUGGCCAUCUCAAGAAAAUCAUAUAAACAGUAGAGAUAAUAAUUAAUACGAAGCUGAAUAUUCUAUGUGCUUUGUUAGAUUUUUAAAAAUUUAUAGUGAUUACUAUUUUUAUAGAGAUUUAAAAUUCAUAAAUCAUUUCCAAAAACAUUGUAUAAUUCCCACAACAAGCCUGUGAGGUAGGUGUUAUUUACAUUUUAAAAGUUUAAUAAAGACCUUAUGGCUCAGAAAGAACAAAUGACUUGACUGAAAUCACAAUUAAUAACCUGCUCUUUUCACUGAAAUCCCAAUUAUAUGUUUUUAUUUAAACCUUAUUCCUUAUUUCACAUAUUUUUCCAGAGGUAGGGAAAGUAAUCACUUAUUGGUCUUUUAUCUUUUUUUUUUAAGAUGAAUAUAAUGCUUUUAAAAGAUGUGUGUGUAUAUAAAAACAAACUACUUGAAAAAUAAGGGGAGAAUUUUGUUUAAGUUAGUCUCAAUCUUUUUUGCUGUAUGAGAAAUAUAAGAAUCAACCUGUAAUAAACUUAUUAGAGUUUUUAAAUGACCACAAAUUAAAAUUAAAGUUGCCUUGUCUUUGCUAAAUCCCUAGCAGAGAUGUUAGUAAUCAGGGGAAGAAAAUUAUAUUAGUGUUUUUCUUUUAAAUUUCAUAUAUGCGAAAAACAUAUUCUUGGUAUUGUAUUUUUAUCUUUUCUCAUUGUAGAGUUCAAAAGAUCACCGUGUUGUAAUGAAACAUUAUUAUUUAAGCCAUGUAAGAAUAGCUUUAUAUGAUUGCAGGCAAAUAUAUGACAAAAUUAAUCAGAAACUUAUUUUGGGUUUUUAUUGUGGUUAUUUUUAUUCAGUACUUGUCAAUACAAGGGUUAAAUAUUCCUCUUUAAGUUUUUAUUAAUGUAUCCAAUCUAAGGUUCCACCAUCACAGUGGUUCCUAAGUUAGUAACCUAGAACUUUGUCUCUCUAACCACUGCCCCCCCCCAUCAAUUCAUUACCACAUCCUUUCAUUUUACCUAAUAAAUUUGUCUACUUCUCUUCAUUUACCACUUUUCUAGUCUAAGCUAACAUUAGCACUUUUUGCCUGCAGUUGCUUCUAUAGCCUCCUAAUUGGUCUUCCUAAGCUACCCUGACCUUUCUGAUUCAUUUUUAUACUGCAGGCAGAUUUCUCUCUCUUUUUUUUUUAAGUGCAAUUUUAAUCAAGGUAACUCACCUAACCCUAGAUGGAAACAAAAAUAUUUUAUGUUACCUAUGAUAUCAAUUAUUAGGGCUGCUAUUUAUAAUUCUGAACAUUGAAAGAGUUAAUACCUCAAAAACAUUAAAGCAGUGACUGGCACAUCACCUUAAAAGCAUUUAAGAGAAGUUAGCUAUUAUUACUUCUUAGUUUCAUUGUGCUCCUUGUUUCACUUACUUUGUAUUUGACUCUUACUGCACUUUAAAUAUCUGAAAUUAGUGAGAAUUAAAGUGUUUCUUCCACCAAAGGAACCUUUGUUCAUGCUAUUCUUUUGCUUGAAAUACCUUCAUCACUUAGUUGACUCCUAUUUGUCUUUCAGAUCUCAGCUCAUUCACUACUUCCUCAGGGAAGCAUUCCCUAAUUUUUUUCAGAGUAAGAAAAAAAUUAUAUUAUCACAUGACCUCUACUUAAUGUUGAACACCUUUGUAAUUUUAUAUAUAUUUGUUUGAUUAAUGUAGACCCUCCAGAUUGUAAACUCCAUAGGACAGGAAUUGUGUUUUUGUGUCACUGUUCAACUUUGUAUUCUUUGUGCCUCAUAUAGUGCCUGGCAAGUAGUAGGUUCUCAAUAAAUUUGUUGAAAUAAUAAAAUAAUGGAUGAGAUAUCAA